CCGCUCAGUUUUCCUUUGUGAAUUAAACAAAUCUAAAGAAGAAGAAACCAUUGACAAAAUUAAAAAUGGCGAAAACUCACCCCCUUCUCCGCCUCCUCAUCUCCGCCGUAGUAGUGGCCGCCGUAAUCCUCGCCACCGUCGAUGCAGGAGAAGAAUACAGCUGGAUGCCGACGAAUAAGGCGGCGAGUUGCAAGGGAUCGAUCGCGGAGUGCAUGGCAGAAGGCGCAGGUGAGUUCGAAUUGGAUUCGGAGAGCAACAGGCGCAUAUUAGCCACAUCGAACUACAUCAGCUACGGUGCGCUUCAGGCGAACAGCGUCCCCUGCUCCCGCCGCGGCGCUUCGUACUACAAUUGUAGACCAGGUGCCCAAGCUAAUCCCUACACCCGAACUUGCUCCACCGCCACACAGUGCCGGAGUUAAUUAUUAUUUUUAUUUUAUUUUUCUCCGCUUCUGUCACGUUUUAUAUAUAUACGUUUUAUGUAUUUAUUAUUAUAACUGGUAAAGAUUUGCUGUAAUAAUUGAUUAUUUUUCUCUUCAUAUUUCCGAGAUCUGAUUUUGUAAUUCUUACGAGUGUUCUCUGUUUCGUUUCUUCCUUUUUUUUCUUUUGGAUACUCUUACGAUAUACAAUAUAUGUGUGUUCCUGUUACAAUCAGAUGAUUUACAGAAGAAUUUAUGGAAGUGUUUGUGAACUGUAUAUUUAUUGAACUUCAAUUAAA
This is a messenger RNA of Erythranthe guttata (spotted monkey flower), 715 nucleotides long. It is a transcript of the gene RALF1, whose product is annotated as rapid alkalinization factor 1. The record is from RefSeq and is a predicted model, not a curated record. NCBI's taxonomy places the organism in Eukaryota, Viridiplantae, Streptophyta, Magnoliopsida, Lamiales, Phrymaceae. Gene Ontology annotation, cellular component: plasmodesma. Gene Ontology annotation, biological process: calcium-mediated signaling.